UUCAAUGUAGCCACCCAUUUCUCCCCUCCAUUUCUUCAUCCCAAAACCAAGGACCUCCUUCCAAAGCCGAAGACACAUUCACUCAACCCUUUUGACCGAAAAAUCUUUUGUUUUUCUCUCAAGGGUCUACAGCUCUCUAAUCUUCCCUGUUGUGAAUUCAUAGUUGGUCUGCAAAAUUUCAACUACCCCAUUUGCAAGUUUUUAUUUUUAUUUUUUGGUUUUGGCCCAUGAAUGUUCGUGGUCUUGUUUCAUUUGAAAGUUGGAUAAAAACUCAGGACCAUGAAAUAUUAAGGCAGCUUACCAGUGAUGACGCCAUGGUUAAUCCACAGAAUGCAAUUAUAGUUAGUUUUUUUAUGUUUUUCCUAGGAUUUGUGAUUUCUAGAGCUUCAGCUGAUCAUUAUGAGAGAAGUUAGACCCCAUGCUUUGUUUUUUCUUCUUGUUGUUUUAAGUUUGUUUCCUUUUGCACGUUCUGUGGAUGGGGAUGAUUACAGUCAAACGAAAAACCCUGCCUAUCUUCCCCUUGUAACGGACCUUAUCUAUAGAAGGCUUUCGAAUCUUACUGUUACAUUAAGCAAUGAUAUCAGUUGUAAUUUGGGCUUCUGCAUAAAGAAUGCGAAAGCUGACUGGAAUGGAGCAUUUAAUUUUUCGAGAAAUUUGAAUUUCUUGACUAAUUGUGUCAAGAAGACAAAAGGAGAUCUCACCCAUCGACUAUGUACAGCAGCAGAAAUAAAAUUUUACUUCAGUAGUUUAUUUGCAAAGGGGACUGAAACUAUCAAUUAUGUAAAACCUAACAAGAACUGCAAUUUGACAACUUGGGUCUCUGGAUGUGAACCGGGAUGGGGUUGCUAUGCUGACCAAAACCAGCAUUUUGAGCUCAAAAAUUCAACUUACAUGCCAACCAGGACUCAAAACUGUCAACCAUGUUGUGAAGGAUUCUUUUGCCCUAGGGGUCUUGCUUGCAUGAUAGCAUGCCCUUUAGGUUCUUAUUGUCCACUUGCAAAGCUGAAUACAUCAUCUGGAGUUUGUGACCCAUAUAAUUACCAAAUUCCUCCUGGGCAGCCGAAUCACAGUUGCGGUGGUGCGGAUAUGUGGGCUGAUGUUGCAAGUAGUAGUGAGAUUUUCUGUUCACCAGGAUCAUACUGCCCUUCUACCAUAAAUAGAGUUACUUGCAGUAGUGGACAUUACUGCAGAAUGGGUUCCACUUCCCAACUGCCUUGCUUCAAGUUAACUACCUGCAAUCCAAAUACUUCGAACCAGGAUAUUCAUGGUUAUGGAAUCAUGCUUUUUGUUGGAAUGAGUCUUCUGCUGCUCAUUAUUUAUAAUUGCUCUGAUCAAGUAAUUAGUACUCGGGAAAGAAGACAGGCUAAAUCCAGAGAAGCAGCUGCAAGACAUGCACGGGAAACUGCACAAGCACGUGAAAGGUGGAAAGCGGCAAAAAAUAUUGCCAAGAAGGGGGGUUGGCAGCAACAGCUUUCACGGACAUUUUCUCGGGCAAAAUCGACUAGGCGACAGGAACAGCAGAAGAAUUUUGGUCUAGGUAAAUCUGUUAAAAUUGAUACUCAGUCACCACCUGUGCCACCUAGGGUAUCAGGGCAAUCAUCUACAGAUUCAAAAGCAAAGAAAAAGGAACCAAGCAGCCUCACAAAGAUGUUGCAUUCCCUUGAAGAGGACCCCAAAAGUCAUGAAGGUUUUAAUCUGAAUAUCAGAGACAAAAAUAUAAAAAAACAAGCACCAAGGGGUAAACAAUUGCAUACUCAAAGUCAAAUUUUUAAGUAUGCAUAUGGUCAAAUUGAGAAGGAGAAAGCACAACAGAACAAGAACUUGACCUUCUCAGGAAUAAUUUCAAUGGCUACUGAUAAUGAUAUCAGGACUAGGCCUGUGAUUGAGAUUUCUUUUAAGGAUUUAACCCUCACUUUGAAGGGGAAACAGAAACAUUUGCUCAAGUGUGUCACUGGGAAACUCAUGCCUGGUCGAGUAUCUGCAGUUAUGGGCCCAUCAGGAGCUGGGAAAACUACGUUUCUCUCUGCCUUGACAGGAAAAGCCACUGGAUGCAAUGUGACAGGUUUAAUUCUUAUAAAUGGAAAAAAUGAACCUAUCCAAUCAUAUAAGAAAAUUAUUGGAUUUGUGCCACAAGAUGAUAUAGUGCAUGGAAACUUGACAGUAGAGGAGAAUCUCCGGUUCAGUGCGAGGUGCAGGCUAUCUGCUGACAUGGCAAAACCCGAUAAAGUGUUGGUUAUUGAAAGGGUUAUUGAGUCCUUGGGACUACAGGCAGUUAGGGAUUCAGUUGUUGGGACAGUGGAGAAGCGAGGGAUCUCUGGAGGCCAGAGAAAACGUGUAAAUGUUGGACUAGAGAUGGUUAUGGAACCUUCUCUAUUGAUCUUGGAUGAGCCUACUACUGGUUUAGACAGUUCAUCUUCACAGUUGCUUCUUCGAGCACUUCGACGUGAAGCUCUUGAAGGGGUAAAUAUCUGCAUGGUACUUCACCAACCAAGCUAUGCCUUGUUCAAGAUGUUUGAUGAUUUAAUUCUUCUAGCGAAAGGUGGUCUCACUGCAUAUCAUGGAUCAGUGAAGAAAGUUGAAGAAUACUUUGCUGGCAUGGGGAUCAAUGUGCCAGAUCGUGUCAAUCCUCCGGACCACUUCAUUGACAUUCUGGAAGGUAUUGUGAAGCCAACGGGAGUGACUCGUGAACAGCUUCCUAUCAGAUGGAUGCUACACAAUGGCUACCCAAUACCCUCAGACAUGCUUCAGUUGGCUGAUGGACUUACAACACCCUCCGCUGGCUCAAAUCCAAGUACUUCUGGUGCUGCAGCUGUUGGACAAUCAUUUGCUGGAGAACUGUGGGAGGAUGUAAAGUUUAAUGUUGAAGUAAAGCGAGACCAGAUACAGAAUGACUACUCGAAAUCUAAGGACUUAUCAAACCGGAGAACGCCGGGUAUAGCUCGCCAGUAUAGAUACUUCCUGGGGAGGGUUGCUAAACAGCGACUACGAGAAGCUCAGAUGCAAGCAGUUGAUUUAAUGAUUCUACUACUUGCUGGAGCCUGCUUAGGGACUCUUGCUAAAGUGAACGAUGAAACAUUCGGGUCCCUUGGCUACACAUAUACAGUCGUUGCUAUUUCACUAUUAUGCAAGAUCGCAGCAUUGAGAUCAUUUUCUCUGGAUAAAUUACAAUAUCAAAGGGAGAGCGCAUCUGGGAUCAGCAGUCUAGCUUAUUUUCUAUCCAAAGAUACAGUUGAUCAUUUUAAUACAAUCUUCAAACCAGUGGCGUAUUUAUCCAUGUUCUAUUUCUUCAGCAAUCCUAGAUCAACCUUUCAAGAUAACUACAUUGUCUUGCUCUGCCUUGUUUACUGUGUCACGGGCAUGGCGUAUAUAUUGGCCAUUUUGCUUGCACCUAGUCUUGCCCAACUGUGGGCAGUGCUUCUUCCUGUUGUUUUGACUCUAACUGCGAACCAGGAUAAAGACAGUGCUAUUGUGAAAUAUUUUGGGAAUUUUUGCUACACAAAGUGGGCUCUAGAAGCUUUUGUCAUCGCAAAUGCUGAAAGGUACUCUGGAGUGUGGCUAAUAACUCGUUGUGGUUCAUUGAAUCAAAGUGGCUAUGAUCUUCAUGACUGGAAUCUUUGUCUAAUCAUCCUUGUUAUCAAUGGCAUUGUCGCUCGCAUCUUAGCUUUUUUCAUGCUGGUUACCUUCAGGAAGAAAUGAGUUAGGAGAAGUAAUCUUUUUUUCUUAGAUUUUCUUUUGGUGUACAAAUCUGUAAAGUCCAUACAUUUUGUAUCAAAACAAACUCAACAUUGAAUUAUACCACCACUAAGAAAGUGAUACAAAAUUCCCUCUAAACAACAUGGGAAUUGAUGGCUAGCAGUCAAGGCUCAAUCAUCUUUGUGGAUCAGUUGUAAACAUGUAAUGUCCAUUUCUUAGGCUUUUGUGGUCAUCUGAAUUGUGUAUGUGGUAUGACUAUUGGUAGGUAAGUUAGAAAACUCACACAUUACUACAUCAUGCUGCCUGUAAAAUCAAACAGAAAAGAGAAGAAAGGAGAGAAUUUCUUCACUAGUUCCCUCA
Molecule: messenger RNA, 4053 nt
Organism: Theobroma cacao (cacao)
Lineage: Eukaryota; Viridiplantae; Streptophyta; Magnoliopsida; Malvales; Malvaceae
Gene: NAP12
Product: non-intrinsic ABC protein 12
Biological process (GO): transmembrane transport
Cellular component (GO): membrane
Molecular function (GO): ATP binding; ABC-type transporter activity; ATP hydrolysis activity
Source: RefSeq, a predicted model, not a curated record